AUGAAGAGCCUGCUCCUGAUUGUCACACUGUUUGUCCUGGUGGCUGUCCUACAAGCUCAGGAUGACCUGCCCUUCCUCUCAGAAGAAAAGAAACUCUCAGGUGUCUGGUUCGUGAAGGCUACAGUGAGUGAUAGGAACCUGACAAAUCUGAGACCUCUGGUAGCAUUCCCUAAUAGAGUGUCAUUUCCAGAACAAGGAACUUUGGAGAUCAGGACCACCAUCAUGUCUGAGGGCCAGUGCAUCAAGGUUGGACUCCGUGUGCAGAGAACAGAGGAGCCUGGCCAAUACAGCUCCUUUUCCAGCCAUGUGCUUUUCCACAUCUAUGAGCUGCCAGUGAAGGACCACUACAUCAUACACACUGAAAUCCUUUUGUUUGAGAAAAAAUCUGAAGCAGUUGACCUCCUAGGAAAGCAUCUAAAAGAAAACACAGAAGCCCUGGAAGAACUUAAGAAAUUCAUACAGCACAAAGGGCUUCUCCAAGAAAACAUUAUUGUGCCUGAGCAGAGGGGGAUUGUAUCAAUACCCAAUGCCACAUCCCAUCAGCUGUGCUUCAAGGUCACCUGCAGCAGCUCAACAAUAACCAUGAAGGCUGACUUAGAAGAUGCUACAGAGUCUGAUAAGAACUCGUGUGGGCAUUUAUGGCAGGAAAGGUUCUCUGAGCCCCCUGACUUACAAGGGAAAGUGGCAGCCCUGGCAUGCAGGGCAGUGCCAGAGCCCUUACCUGGGCUACAGUUUGUGUGA
Molecule: messenger RNA, 741 nt
Organism: Peromyscus eremicus (cactus mouse)
Lineage: Eukaryota; Metazoa; Chordata; Mammalia; Rodentia; Cricetidae
Product: vomeronasal secretory protein 2-like
Exons: 6
Coding region: 1-741 (246 amino acids)
Molecular function (GO): small molecule binding
Source: RefSeq, a predicted model, not a curated record